AUGUCGAGCACACCGGAUGAUAAGCCGCAGCGGGCUACCGCGGCGCAGAUGGCGAACAGAAAAAUAAGAGACGUUCGGAAGCGUCGUCCCAAUAGUGCUGCUCCGAGUGCUCCUACGCCUUCGUUCGGAGGAGGUCCUUUCAAUUCCAUCGACCCUAACACAGUUUCGUCGACACCAGCGAAUUCUCAACCGCCUUCCAACGGAUUCACAUUUGGACAAAACCAAAGCUUCCCAGGAGCUAACCUGGCGCCUGCACAGUCGAAUCAAAACGGAGGCACGCCGUUCGCAUUUGGCUCUGGAGGCGGAAGCUCUUCAUCUUCAUUCAAUUUCUCUUCAUCCUUCGGUGGUACAAGCUCGACGAGCAAUCCAUUUGCCAGUAUGAACACUACUAGCUCCGACCAGUCCAAGCCGGCCAGCUUUUCUGGCUUUCAAGGCUCACUCUUCAAUGUCCCGCCAGGUGGAAGCCAGUCUCCGGCCCAACAGCCUCUGCCUUCAGGUUCAAUGUUCGGGACCCCGUCUCAACAGAGUGCUAGCACCGGCGGCCUUUUUGGCAGCAACCCAACUAGCGGGCCUUCUGCCUCAUCUGGAACGGCCACUUCUACCACCGGCAGCAUCUUUGGUCAGAACAAUGCGGCUCCUAGCACCCCUUCAACGAAUGUCUUCGGCCAGUCUAGUGUAAAGAAGCCGUCUCCAUUUGGCCAAUCUACAGCAUUCGGCAGUGACUCGAUGCAAACUUCUCCUGAUGCAAAGGGUGGUGCUUCCCAGUCGAAGCCAUCAAUCUUCGACAACGCUCCUGCACCUCCCCCCAGCUUCGGAGGCGCCACAAGCUUUUCAAGCACUGGAGGCACUUCAUUGUUUGGCGCACCAGCAUCCUCAGCGGCAGAGACUCCGUCAAAGCCAGUGUUCGAUUUUAAGGCAACUACUCCUUCGUCAUCGCUUUUUGGCGGUGCUCCUACCCAGGCCACUUCUAUAGCUACUCCUUCUGCGUCGACGCCAGCCCCGACUGCUGCGUCUACAGCAGCCCCCGCAUCAUCCUCAAUGUUCGGCGCUGCCUCGCCAGCUAAGCCAUCUACUCCUUUCCAAAACCCGUUCCAGUCUUCGAAUUUGUUCCAAAGCGCUUCUUCGACCGCACAAAAACCUGCCGAGGAGAAGAAGGAGGAAGUAAAGCCUGCUGAGUCGCAGCCUAAACCCCCUUUCCAGUUCACUUCAUCUUCAGCCACGGGCCCGUCCUUGUUUUCUAAGAGCGAAGCCACUGCCUCGGCAGCUCCGGCAGCUCCGGCAGCUCCUUCAACUGGUUUGUUCCAGACAUCGUCCACUAAGAACCUCUUCGAGCCCAAGCCGGCCGCAACUGCAGCACCAGAACAGCCCAAGGCCGCAGGAAAUCCCUUCGGAGGCUUGUUUGCGAAGCCAGCGACCCCGAGCAAGCCAGCAGUUGAGCAGCAGCCACUUCCUUCAUCUUCGACUCCUUUCCAGGGUCUUUUCUCCAAGCCGAGUACACCAAAUGAUGCAGCAAAGACAAGCGAGCCGGAAAAGCAGGCCACUCCUGGUCAAUUAUCUUUCACCCCUUCGAGUAAUGGUUUCUCUCAAACGUCGAAUCUUUUCGCACCCAAGCCUUCGGCAUCACCGGCCCCUGCCGCUGAGGUCAAAGCACCGGCACCCUUGACAUCUGCAGCUUCUGUUGAGAGUCCCUUCAAGGUCAAUGGCACGAAGUCGACGCCUCCGGCUCCUACCAACGGAAUCGCUGCACCGUCUAGUUUUGGGCAGCUCCAGACCCCCAAACUCUCCGACAAGGGGGAUAAGAAAAUUACAGGGGACGCCGAGAUGCUGUACCGUAUGCGCGUCUUGAAUGAAUGCUUCAAGCGUGAAAUGGCGAAAAUGGACCCUUCGACCCAAAACUUUGACGCCGCUGUUCAGUUCUAUAUGCGUGUCCGGGCCACGCUUGGUGCCUCAGUUGGCUCAAAGCGCAAGGCCUCUGGCGACGAUGUUGGCGAGCUUCCCACGAAGGUACAGUCAUUUGGCACCCCUUUCGGGCAUGCGGCUGCUCCCAAGGAAAGCUCUACUACUCCAGCUGUGACUGCGCCGAGCUCCACGCCAUUCAAAGCAUUUGGCACAAGUCAGGCCGCUUCUACCAGUGGCAAGAGAAAGUCGAUUGAUGAUGGCGAUGAUAGUAGCCCUGCCAAGCGUGUCAAUGGUGACUCCACCACGGCAAGCAUCUUCGCCCAGUCAUUCUCCAAGUCGAAGACCGAGUCUGAUCAGUCAGUUGAUUCGGAGCCAUCCUCGGCUAGACCGUCCACCCCUGAAUCUACCAAACCUGCUUUGUUCUCUACGACGCCAUCCACAGCACCCGCUAAGCCUCUAUUCUCCUUCCCAGGGUCGGGGAAGAAAGACACGCCUUCGGCUCCGCUUUUCUCCUCCAUGUCCAGUGCUAGUUUAACAUCGGCUGCACCCGCUGGAGACGCCCCGAAGAAUCCGUUUGUACUGAAGCCUACUGGGAACGAGGGCAAUUCCGCAAGUUCUGCCUCGGGACUGCCGAAGUUUAGCUCUACAGGCGGCACGGACUUCUUUGCUCAAUUCAGAGCCCAAUCUGCGAAGGACGCCGAGAAGGAGAAGGAAAAGCGCAAGGCUGAGGACUACGAUUCUGAGGAAGAAGACGAAGCCGAAUGGGAACGCCGUGACGCUGAGGAGCAACGGCUGAAGCAGUCGUCGUUCGAAAGUCAGACCCAGAAGCGCGCGAUUUUCGUUCCCGGCAAGGGAUUUGUUUUUGGAGACGAGAGCAGCGAUUCCUCGGACAAGAAACCCGAGGAAGCCUCUGCUGCUACACCGAGCGCUGACACAUCGGUCUUCGCUAAGCAGAAUAACACUUCAAUGAAGUCAAGCAACAUUUUUGGCCACCUGUCGGCGACCCCAUCUGAGGCUGACGACAAUGACAACGAUGCGGAUGAUACCGAAGAGGCCUCUACUCCUGGUGACGAGUCGGAUGAUGCCACAGAGAGCAGCCCUGCGAAAACGAGCACGGCUGACGCAAAGGCAGAUGCUGCAGAAUCAUCGGCCAAGGAGCUUGAAAGUGGUGGUCGCAGUCUCUUCGAUCGCGUCCAGUACGACGAAGAGGGAAAACCCAAGCGUCAGGGCGAAGAGGAGCAGAAGGGUUCCAUGUCGACUCUAUUCGGUUCCUCCAAAUUCUCAUCCUCUUUCAACACUCCCACGUCCCUCAAUCCAGCCAGCAGCUCCGACUCCAACCAAGCUGCCUCCAAACCCGCAACGACCAGUAUCUUUGGCGCUGCGAACACAAGCAGCAGCAUCUUUGGUACUCCUCUAUCUAGCUCCGGCAACAACACACCGUCGCUUUUUAGUACAGGCCCGGGCAUCACCAACUCGGCUGCAGAUAAAACCUGGAAGCCCAACUCUCCAAUCAAGUUUGCGACCGACCCGGCUAGUGCUUCCACGUCAAAGCCUGAUUCCGGAUCAGCGACGCCGGCGCCUGAAGCCCCCAAGCCCUUCUCCAACCUUUUCGGAGCACCGCCAUCCCUGACCAAGUCCUCUACCUCUAAAAGUACUCAGCCGUCCCUUGGGUUCUCAUUUGGUGCUCCGAAUCAAUCAGCACCAUCUCUCUUGGCUCCAUCUAUCCUGAAUUCCGCUACUCCUAGUCGCUCCUCCACCCCGGGUGGCGCAUCUGACACGGGAGCGGAAGAGUCCGGGGAUGGUGAAGCAGCCGAGUCUCUACCCCAGGUCGAUCUGGCGCGGGGCGGCGCUGGCGAGGAGAACGAAGAUCUCGUGACGGAGAGCCGCGCUCGCGCAAUGAAGCAUACGACUGCUGGGGGAUGGGAGAGUCAAGGUGUUGGCUUCUUGCGUGUUCUGAAAGAUCGAACUACGUCCCGUGGUCGCAUCCUUGUCCGGGCUGACCCGAGCGGCAACGUCAUUUUGAAUGCGCGCUUGAUGAAUGAAAUCCGAUACACUGUCGCUAAGAACAGCGUACAGUUCAUGGUCCCUCAAGUCGAAGGUCCUCCUCAGCUGUGGGCCCUCCGGGUCAAGACGAAUGCGGACGCUGAACGCCUCUGCGCGGCCAUGGAAGAGACAAAGAAUUGA
Aspergillus sclerotioniger CBS 115572 is the source of this 4083-nucleotide messenger RNA. RefSeq names its product RanBP1 domain protein. Bases 1 to 4083 code for a protein of 1360 amino acids. The transcript has 2 exons. The record is from RefSeq and is a predicted model, not a curated record. Lineage: Eukaryota; Fungi; Ascomycota; Eurotiomycetes; Eurotiales; Aspergillaceae. Gene Ontology annotation, biological process: intracellular transport.